CCAGGCCCUCUUUAAUUGAGCAGAGGAGGAGCUGGCCCUUGGCUGGGGCCAGGAGAACAUCACUGCGGCUCUCCCCCAAGUGGCUGGAGCACAGGAAGCCCGAGUAGGAGAGCUGGCCUCAGCUGUGAGCUCAGCCCCCAGUCCCCAUGGCAGGCCUCUGCUUUCUCCUGGUUCUUCUCUUGGCAGGCAGAAUCCCGCUCGACGCUGCUACACGAUUUCAAGACGUGGCGAGCCACGGAGGAGCAGCUGCCCCUGUCAUCAGGCACCAGGACCGACUCCACGGCUGGUCUCCUGACCAAAGCAUGUGGAAUGAAAAACUCUACCCUGUCUGGAAAGAGGGGGACUCCCGGUGGAAAAGCUGCUGGAAAGGAGGACAGGUGCGGGCCAUCCUGACCAGUGACUCCCCAGCACUGGUAGGAUCCAACAUCACCUUUGUAGUGAGCCUGGUGUUUCCCAGAUGCCAGAAGGAAGACGAAAGCGGUAACAUCAUCUAUGAGUGGAGCUGCAAGAACGGCACUGCCUCAUCUCUGGAUUCUUACGUGUACAACUGGACGGUGUGGACUGAGGAGCGAGAUUGGGGAAAGUGCCCAAACAGAAGUACCCAUCAUGUGUUUCCAGAUGGGAAGCCCUUUCCUUGCCAUCCUGGAUGGAAGAGGAAGAAUUUUGUUUACAUCUUUCAUACACUUGGCCAGUAUUUCCCAAAAUUGGGACGAUCUUCAGCUAUAGUUUCUGUUAACACAGCCAACAUGUCUCUUGGCCCCCAACUCAUGGAAGUGACUGUGUACAGAAGAGGACACAGAGCCUAUGUUCCAGUUGCAUCUACCAGGGAUGUAUAUAUGGUAACAGACGAAAUCCCCGUAUUUGUGAAUAUGUCCCAGAAGAAUGAUCGCAAUUCAUCCGAUGCCGUCUUCAUCAAGGACCUUCCUGUCGUAUUCGACGUUCACCUCCAUGAUCCCAGCCACUUCCUGAACACUUCCACAAUCCACUACAAGUGGGAGUUUGGAGACAACAGUGGCCUCUUCGUUUCCAACAGUCCUGUUUUUAAUCAUACUUACACACUCAAUGGGAGCUUCAUUCUUAACCUGACCGUCCAAGCUGCUGCCCCUGGACUGUGUCCUAGGCCUUCACCCACUCCCCCAGCGCCUACCUCUGCUCACUCUAUAGUAAGUAUUGUAAAGUCCUCUGAUGCCGCCACCCCAUUGCCUACUGAUGCCAGCCUAGAAGAUUGGAGGAGAGCGGCUCCUGAUGAAAGCUGCCAGGUCACCAGAUAUGGCCAUUUUCUGGCAUCUCUCACUAUUGUAGAGGGAAUCCUUGAAGUUAAUAUCAUUCAGAUGACAAAUAUUCAGAAGGCGGUGUCGCAGACAGAAGACUCCACAAUCGACUUUGUCGUCACCUGCCAAGGGAACACUCCUACUGACGUCUGUACAGUUAUUUCUGAUCCUACAUGCCUGUGGCCCCAGAACACAGUGUGUGACCCUGUGGAAGUCAAUGACCAAUGCUUGCUGACCAUAAGGAGAGCCUUCAGUGAGGCCGGGAUGUACUGUGUGAACCUUACUUUGGGUAAUGAGGCCAGUCUGGCCCUUACAAGUACACUGGUCUCUAUCAAUGGAAAAGCUCCAGGGUCACCUGCCAGAGUCGGAGCAGGCAUCCUGAUCGCCAUCAGUGCCUUGACUGUAUUCACUGUUCUUUUAACCUUCUUUGUGUGCAAGCGAUACAAAGAAUACAAGGCAAUUGAAAGCUGCCCUGGGAAGGUGCUAAAUAACAAUGGACUAGAUGUUUCUUUCCAUAAGGAGAAGGCUAUGUUCUUCCCAGCAAACAAUGAGAAGGAUCCGCUGCUGAAGAAAGAGCCUGGGAUUGUUUAGCACUGCCAGCAAAUCUGUGUCUUUAUCGUGCACUCUGUACAGGAGUUUACAUUGGAGCUGUCCUUGAGUGGAUGACUGAUAACUGUAUAAGAAAAGGCAUAUUGUAAGUGGUAUACACUUCUUGUAGGUAUAAUUUUUUUUAUAUAGGUUAAAAGAUAUUUUAGAGGAUUGAAGAGGGGAAUUAUACUGCAGGCAGCCUUGGUCAGAUUCUAUAACUAAUAAAGCCACUUGACAACUUUU
Molecule: messenger RNA, 2102 nt
Organism: Phascolarctos cinereus (koala)
Lineage: Eukaryota; Metazoa; Chordata; Mammalia; Diprotodontia; Phascolarctidae
Gene: GPNMB
Product: glycoprotein nmb
Biological process (GO): cell adhesion
Cellular component (GO): plasma membrane
Molecular function (GO): integrin binding
Source: RefSeq, a predicted model, not a curated record